Messenger RNA from Lates calcarifer (barramundi perch), 2996 nucleotides. RefSeq names its product sorting nexin-4. Gene Ontology annotation, biological process: protein transport. Gene Ontology annotation, molecular function: phosphatidylinositol binding. The transcript is spliced from 14 exons. NCBI's taxonomy places the organism in Eukaryota, Metazoa, Chordata, Actinopteri, Centropomidae. The coding region runs from base 44 to 1342 and encodes 432 amino acids. The record is from RefSeq and is a predicted model, not a curated record.
CGCAUGCGGCCUGACUGACCAACAACAUCAGGGAGAAAAGAAGAUGGCGGAGGAUGGGAAGGGAGAGCCGGUGGCUACUGAUGACGAUUCAGAGCAUCUGGCUGUAGACGGGAGCUCUAACAACACGAUGGUGGAGGAGAGCUGCACCCUCCUGCGCAGGAUGGAGAUCUGUGUUGCUGAGGCUGAGAAAAGGAGUGGCAAAAAUGCAGUGAACAUGCAGGAGACGUUCACCGUGUACCUCAUCGAAACACGGCCAAUGGAUGCAGUGGCUGAAGGUCGUAACCCAGCCCCUGACUCUCUGUGGAGACGGUACAGUGAAUUUGAACUGCUGCGGAGCUACCUCGUAGUUACAUAUCCAUACAUCGUGGUCCCCCCUCUGCCGGAGAAGAGGGCAGAGUUUGUGUGGCACAAGCUGUCAGCAGACAACAUGGACCCAGACUUUGUGGAACGCCGCAGGGUGGGGCUGGAGAACUUUCUGCUUCGCGUGGCUUCUCAUCCAGUCCUCUCGAAUGACAAGAUCCUCUACCACUUCCUCACUGAGGAACAUGGCUGGAAAGAAGUGGUGUAUGAGACAGGAUUUCAGGCGAAGGCAGAUUCCAGGCUGAGAGCUCUUAGUGCCACCUUCCGGGUGAGAAAUACUGAUAAGCGUUUCAUGGAUAUGAAACACUACAGUGAUGAGCUGCAGUCUCACACAUCUCAGCUGCUGCGAGCAAGAGCAAGGGUCGCUGAUCGACUCUAUGGUGUUUUCAAGGUCCAUGGGAACUAUGGAAGAGUUUUCAGUGAGUGGAGUGCCAUAGAGAAAGAGAUGGGAGAUGGACUGCAAAGUGCUGGUCAUCAUAUGGAUGCAUAUGCCGCCUCAAUAGAUGAUAUCUUAGAAGAGGAGGAACAUUAUGCAGACCAGCUGAAAGAAUAUCUCUUUUAUGCUGAAGCUCUGAGGGCAGUGUGCAGGAAACAUGAGCUGACCCAGUUUGAGCUUGAAAUGGCCUCUCAGGACCUCAUCUCCAAGAAGCAGCAACGUGAGGAGCUAGCUACAGGGUGCGAACGAUUCUCCUUCAAAGGCAUGACCAACAAGCUGUUUGGACAGGAGGCGCCUGAGCAGAGGGAGGCCAGACUGAAGCUGCUGGAGGAGCUGAUAGCAGAGGGUGAAGAGGCAGUUAAGGAGAAGACGGUCGAGUGCGAGGAGCAUGUUGAAAGGGCAUGGGUGGACAUGCAGCGCUUCGAGGAGCAGAAAGACAAAGAUCUGCGGGAAGCACUCAUCAACUACGCCGUCAUGCAAAUCAGCAUGUGCAAGAAGGGAAUACAAGUGUGGAGCAAUGCCAAAGAAUGUUUCCUCAAGAUGUAAAGUUGAAGCCCAUAUUUAAAGGAUUUCCACCCUCUGAUGCUCAGGUGUGGAUGCUGGGGCAGUGAUGCCAGUGUCAGCAGGUUCAGGUUUGAAAACAACAUCACUAAUGUAGCAAAAUGUGUAAUUUCAUUUUUAUGCAGCUAAUUUGUUACAGUGAUUCACAUAUGUGGAAUGAAAACGCUUUGAGAGGUGGUAGAUCACACAAAGCACAUGAUUUGGACACUGGAGAUCAGGGUUCACAGGUGUAACUUCUUCAAUAUGUUAACAAGGACCAGUUUUCUUUAACCUUAAACAGGUGCUUCACCAGUUUACUUUAAAGUACAUUAACUUGUGAAGUUUGACAGACGUGGGCAUUUACCAGGCAGGGAAAGACACUUUCAGGUUGUUUAUGGGAUGUGUAGGAUCCAGGAUUUUCACUCAUACGAGGGACUAAAUAUCUGAUUAUCUCAGAUUGGUGCUUUUACACCUAUGUAACCUGUUAUGUUUGGUGCAUUUGCCCAUUUAGUCAAGUUUGUUUGGGCUGGAGUGGAACCUGCCAAUCAAACUCUGGUACAGGCCGAACACCCAGAUCAAGGCCACCUGAGAAGGAGGGUCUGACAGUAGAUGUGAUUUUAACAUGAUGUGAAUUUAACAUGAAUUUAAAAGAUAAGUCAGUCUUUAUUUUUGUUAAACUGUCUAACUUGCUUUAGAGAGAGCAAAGAGCUGAAAUUAAGAUUGACCAAACAUUACAGAUCAGACUAACAUAUCUGUGCAAAACUGGCCCCAGAGCUGUAUUAUGUGUUGUAUCAGUUCUUCAUUAAAAUCUAGUGAAAUUCAACAACUGCACAGUCACUAUCCCUCCAUAACUGUCUGUCCUAUUAAAGCUUAUAAAUCAGUUAUAUCUUGGUGAGGCGCUCUGUGACACCAGAGAACAUAAAUGGACACAUCAGUAUCAGUUUAAGUGCAGCAACUGCUGUCAGUUAUCAGAUGUUGAUUUCCUUGCAUGGGUCCAGGUAGUGCUGAUUUCAGUCGCCAAACCUGUCAUAUGACUUCACUUGUCCUGGUUCAUUUGUAAUAAGUCAACAGAGGGAUCUGAACUAAAGGCAAAUGUGUCAUAUUUUUCCUUGGUCUGAAUCACAGGUGUGAAAGUAACCUGAGGUGUGUGAAGGCAUCUUAAGUACACUAUAGUGCUUAACAGCAUGUAAUCAUGCUUAAGAUGCUAGGAAUGGGUAUGACAUUGAAAACAAAUAUGUAUAUAAAUUAUUCUAUAAAUUAUGAUUGAAAAAUGCAUCACAUCUCCACUUCCCUCUGCGAGGUGUGUGUGUGUGAGGUAACUGCGUAUAUCUAUGCUUUAAAUGAGUAAAUGUAACUACAGAGGGGACAAGAUGUUGAUAAUGUGUAGUGAUGUGUGGGGCGAUGUACUAACGUACAGUAAGCUGCACAUAUAAAUAAUAAUAUUUAAUCUGAGAUGAUUUUAUUAGAGUUUAACUGAAUUUGACUUUCAUUUGUUGACUUCUUAUCCUGUAUCUUACAUGAUCCUUAUGUUAUUUAAAUCAUAUUUUAUUUCCUGUUUUGAAUGCUUGCCAGCAAUAAGCUUUGUGAGUGUAUUUAAGAAGUUUGGAUGUAGCUCUUGUUUUUUUCUGUUUAUUUGAAUAAAAAAGUGUCACACCACCAA